Messenger RNA from Ochotona princeps (American pika), 2381 nucleotides. RefSeq names its product FAM20B glycosaminoglycan xylosylkinase (gene FAM20B). The record is from RefSeq and is a predicted model, not a curated record. Bases 344 to 1573 code for a protein of 409 amino acids. Lineage: Eukaryota; Metazoa; Chordata; Mammalia; Lagomorpha; Ochotonidae. Gene Ontology annotation, molecular function: phosphotransferase activity, alcohol group as acceptor. Gene Ontology annotation, cellular component: Golgi apparatus. The transcript is spliced from 8 exons. Gene Ontology annotation, biological process: protein phosphorylation.
CCACCCCUUGUGGCAGAGCUGCCGCUGCCAGCCCUCUGCGUGGAGUGUUUGCACGAAAGCUGCGCCUUGGACUUCACAUCCGUAAGGCACUUGAUUCACUGCUGUGUCAAGAACCUGUUUCAACCAUUAGAAGAAAAGACACAAAACAGAUUUGCUUUGAAGCUUGAAGUUGCUAUGAGCCAAGGUUGAGAUUUCUUUUCUGAAACCUCAGAAUUGUCUGGAUGAGGAAUUGUGGGAGGAAAUGGACCGGUGUGUGUAAUCAUGGACUCUCGUGGCUAGCCAUCCACACCUGCUCUCCUUGCUGGUGGGCGAGAGAGGGGGUCAGGGAGAAGAAGAGGUCACCAUGAAGCUGAAGCAGCGAGUCGUGCUGUUAGCAAUUCUCCUCAUCAUCUUUGUCUUCACCAAAGUUUUCCUGAUUGACAACUUGGACACGUCGGCUGCCAACCGGGAGGACCAGAGGGCCUUUCACCGAAUGAUGACUGGCUUGCGGGUAGAGCUGGCACCCAAGCUGGACCACACCUUGCAAUCCCCCUGGGAGAUCGCGGCCCAGUGGGUGGUUCCCCGGGAAGUGUACCCAGAAGACACACCAGAACUUGGGGCAAUUAUGCAUGCCAUGGCCACCAAGAAAAUUAUCAAAGCUGAUGUGGGUUAUAAAGGGACGCAGCUGAAAGCCUUACUGAUACUUGAGGGAGGCCAGAAAGUUGUCUUCAAACCGAAGCGGUAUAGCCGGGACUACGUGGUGGAAGGGGAGCCAUAUGCUGGUUAUGACAGACACAAUGCAGAGGUGGCAGCCUUCCAUUUGGACAGGAUCCUGGGUUUCCGCCGAGCCCCGCUGGUGGUUGGCCGCUUUGUCAACCUGCGGACAGAGAUGAAGCCUGUUGCCACGGAGCAGCUGUUGAGCACCUUCCUAACUGUAGGGAACAACACUUGUUUCUAUGGUAAGUGUUACUACUGCCGAGAGACGGAGCCCGCCUGUGCUGAUGGAGACAUGAUGGAGGGGUCUGUGACGCUUUGGCUUCCAGACGUGUGGCCUCUGCAGAAACACCGACACCCGUGGGGCAGAACCUACCGAGAGGGGAAACUAGCCAGGUGGGAAUAUGAUGAGAGUUACUGUGAUGCUGUGAAGAAAACGUCCCCUUAUGACUCGGGCCCACGCCUCCUGGACAUCAUCGACACAGCCGUCUUUGACUACCUGAUUGGCAAUGCCGACCGCCAUCACUACGAGAGCUUUCAGGAUGAUGAAGGCGCCAGUAUGCUCAUCCUUCUCGACAACGCCAAAAGCUUCGGGAACCCUUCGCUGGAUGAGAGAAGCAUUCUCGCCCCUCUCUAUCAGUGCUGCAUCAUUCGCGUUUCCACCUGGAACAGACUGAACUACUUAAAGAAUGGUGUGCUAAAGUCUGCCUUAAAAUCCGCCAUGGCCCACGACCCCAUCGCCCCCGUGCUGGCGGAUCGCCACCUGGACGCCCUGGAGCAGCGGCUCCUCAGCGUCCUGGGCACCGUGAAGCAGUGCGCUGACCAGUUUGGGGUGGACACUGUGCUGGUGGAAGACAGGAUGCCUCUCUCCCACUUGUGAUGCUCAGCCCCAAACAAGCGGCACUUCUUUUUACAGAUAGAGAAACAGCACAAUCAGUUCCAAAGGGGAUGAGACGGAUUGCCACGUGGCCUGCAGCAAGUUCUGUGACGGGGACAGGGUGGCCUUGGGCAGCUCGUCUUUGGUGUUUCUGCACUCCAAGCUGAGGCAAAGCCACAGGGGUCAGCGCGGGGAGCUUGCGGAAUCCCCUUCUGAGUUCCUCGGCCCCGCCCCGGCCCGCCCAGCAGGGGCCAGCCAGGUGGCCAGUCUUGAGUCCAUGCCAGAGGGUAGGGGACUGGGUGUGGGCCUGGAGGGUGGGCUUGGCACUGAACUUUGCAGUUCUUCCUCCACACUUGUGGAUUUUACAGAUACACAUUGCAAUCUCUUGUGUCUUUUUAUUAUUACUAUCAUUUUUUUUUUUUUUAGCUAAGUCUGGUCAAACUGGAAAGCUUACUGCUCCUACAGAGUGGUGGCAAAUAAAGCCUUGCGUCUGUCGAGCCACGGCAGCACACGCUGUUGAAGGAAGUACACUCAAGAUAAAGGAGAAAAGCAGGAAGGUGAUCAGGCUUUUUGUGAUUAAAGGGUGUGAGGUUUUUUUUGUUUGUUUUUAUUUUUUAUGACUUAGGAAGGGGCAGAGGAGAGGGAUCCACUUGAUAGAACUGAAAUCAGGGAAAUGCUGUAACCAGUGUAAAGGAGGACUCCCCGUGUUUAGGAUCUUAAAGGUGUGUGAACGCCAAAAUGUGACUUUGCACCUGAGUACAGGUUACUUUCAGAGCUGAGUCCAAAAUCACCAAAAAUGAAAAAAGAAAAA